Molecule: messenger RNA, 834 nt
Organism: Aspergillus puulaauensis
Lineage: Eukaryota; Fungi; Ascomycota; Eurotiomycetes; Eurotiales; Aspergillaceae
Exons: 5
Coding region: 1-834 (277 amino acids)
Cellular component (GO): plasma membrane
Molecular function (GO): acetate transmembrane transporter activity
Source: RefSeq, a predicted model, not a curated record
AUGUCCAGCGAUAUCAUUGCCGGCGGGUCAGGGGAGACCCUCAACCGCAUGAAAACCUCAGAGAGCGUCUUCCUCCCCAUAUCGCGCGAAACCUUUGAGAAGCUGUAUCUCAGCCCGAAGCCGCCGUCCGUCGAGGGCAGUCUGCGCAAGAAACUCGGAAAUCCCACGCCGAUCUGUCUAAUGGGAUUCUUGCUCGCUGCAACACCGAAUUCGUGUGUUUUGAUGGGGUGGAGGGGGGCUGGGGGGAAUGGGGGGGCUAUCUUACCAGUGUAUAUCUUCUUUGGCGGCGUUGUGCAGCUGAUUGGAGGGAUCGGGGAGUGGGUUAUUGGGAAUACAUUCUCCUGCGCUCUGUUCUUUACAUACGGGACAUUCUGGCUCGUCCAGGGCGCAACCCUGAUGCCCUUCUUCGCAACAGGAACGAAUUACUCUCCCACCGGCAAUUCCCUCGAGGGCCAACAAACCGCCUCUUAUGCUGCUACAACAGCAUUCUACUACGUCUUCCUCGCCCUCCUCACCUUCUUCUACCUGAUCUGUUCCAUCCGGACAAAUCUAUGCCUAUUCGCCGCCCUCUUCCUCCUGGUUAUUACAUUCAGUCUGACCGCAGGCUCAUUCUUCCAACUUGCCAAUGGCGCAGAGGAGCUAGGGCAUCGGUUACAGGUGGCCGCCGGCGCAUUCAACUUCGCACUGUGCAUACCCAUCUGGCAUAUCUUCCUCACGCAGAUCCUGGAAGCCGUGGACUUUCCGGUCCGCGUUCCGGUGGGUGAUUUGAGCUCGGUUGUUCCGGGACGGAGUCAGAGGAUUAGGGCUAAGGCGAGGGAGGUGAAUGGUGAAUGA